GCGCCUUCAGCAGCAUGUGCUUAUUUAACAAUGAGGAAGCAGCAGAACUUUAAAGUAGCCUACUUUAAUUCAACGCAAAUUAAACAACAGUGCAGUACUGUCAUGGCGUCUCUUUUCUUUUUAAAAGCCUACACUACUUUCCAUUUCUUGUUGUUUUUAUAACCUCCACAGCAGACAGUCCCCUCGUCAGUCAGUAACUUGUUCUCAAAGUAAAGACGCCUCCUCCCACCCACACAGGUUUUUUGAAGCGCUGUCUAAUGUUCACAGGCAGACAGCAGAGACAGGAUGAGACUGAGAAGAGGAAGACCACCUCACACAUAACGAAAUGGAAAUGUGGCUGAAACGGACGACUCUGGUGUUGCUGGCAGUGGCAGCUCUGGUGGUAUCAGGUAAAGAUGUGAUUAUUCAAACACAAAGGAGAGCGGAAGUUCCUGCUGGUUCCUCUGUGACUUUCCUCUGUCCUGUGACUUCCCCCUGCCAUGGGACACUCAAAAGAUGUCGUCUGGAAUGGUUCUUGAAUCCCUCUGGACCUUCAUGGGAUGGCGCACACAAAUUAUCAAACGACAUCUCCAACAAUUCUGAAAAGUCCUCCACCAAGGUGUCCAACAAAACAAAGCAGGACGUUGAAAAACAAAUAUAUACUCUGAUAAAUGCAACAAAAAAUGACACCGGAUGGUACUUUUGCAAACUCACCAUUGAGAUUCCCGUUUUGAACAUUAUCAAAAGCAACGGAACAGAAUUAGUUAUUACGGAGAGCAAGGAACUCACAACAUAUCCGUCACUGCCCAAACUGACGGGUAAACAAGCCACCGUGUCCCCCAUAGAGAGCCUCCCUCUCCUCGACCUGUGGAUGUGGAUCUCUUUGGGGGUUUCUACUUUCAUCCUGAUCGUCCUGCUGGUCGUGUGUUUGUUGCUGAGGAGAAGACAUCGCAGAAGCAGAGCAGAAGAUCCAAUCUAUGCAAACACUCGUCCUGUGGCCAACAAGCAGCCGUCCCCUCGGCCCGGGGUCCCGGUGGACACCCUGAAGAAGGCUUCCUCUUCUCAAAACCUCAGAAACCCGAGUCAAGCCCGGAAGUGCCACGAGGACAAACGGAGAUGCAAACUGUGAGGAAGCCAUGGGCCUUAAUUAAUCAAAUCAACUCUCAUAUUUAGUCAUAUAGCUGUAUUUACUGGAGUUAUCUUUAUAUUUUACAUUGUAUUUUACAGGUGCAGGCUUUUCCUUUAAACAUGACAUUUGUAUGUACAUUUGUUUCAUCUCCUGAUAAUAUUAGGUUUUUGUUAACAGCAGCCAUUGUAUAUUCUAUAAGCAAAAAGUUUCAAAUUACUUUUUAAAGUAUAAAUUGUGGAGACGUGAGUGACAUGUUAAGGUUUUUUUUUAAGCGACGCUUCUUAUUAUUAAAGUUUAUUUUAAAAUAUUAAAAUAUUGAAGGGUAGUUUAUAGUACAGUUUUUUAACCUUGAUAUUUUAUAAAAUGUAAUUUUGCAUUUCAACGUGGGAUCAAUACAAAUAUAUAUAUAUGUAAAAUCUGAGAAACAUUAAUACUGUUUUGCAGUAACUGAUAGUAUUGUAUUUUAUUGUAUUUCCUCUCAGGUAUUUUUCUUGUAUAUAUGUUAAAGAAAUGGCUAUUAUGAGCCACUAGAUGGCAGAAGAUGCUGUUAACCCUGUAAAGCCCAAAUAUAGAAAAACAUUAUAAUUAUUAUUUUUUUGAUCCUUCAGAUGUUGUUGUAGGGAGCCUAUAUGGAGCAGAAAUUAAAGAGUUUUCACAUUUUUUACGUUUUGGUAAGUUUUUAGGGAAAUGUUGUAAUAUUGCAACGUUGGGCUUAGGUCGGAGCAGAAUUCCUGUAUUUAUACUCAC
Messenger RNA from Notothenia coriiceps (black rockcod), 1855 nucleotides. RefSeq lists its product as uncharacterized. Bases 326 to 1108 code for a protein of 260 amino acids. Gene Ontology annotation, cellular component: B cell receptor complex; external side of plasma membrane. The record is from RefSeq and is a predicted model, not a curated record. The transcript is spliced from 5 exons. NCBI's taxonomy places the organism in Eukaryota, Metazoa, Chordata, Actinopteri, Perciformes, Nototheniidae. Gene Ontology annotation, biological process: B cell receptor signaling pathway; B cell differentiation.